Messenger RNA from Plenodomus lingam JN3, 1005 nucleotides. RefSeq lists its product as uncharacterized. Gene Ontology annotation, cellular component: endoplasmic reticulum; SNARE complex. The record is from RefSeq and is a predicted model, not a curated record. Lineage: Eukaryota; Fungi; Ascomycota; Dothideomycetes; Pleosporales; Leptosphaeriaceae. Gene Ontology annotation, biological process: retrograde vesicle-mediated transport, Golgi to endoplasmic reticulum.
AUGGACAUUACGCCUGUCUUGAACCAGGUGCUGGCCACACACAAUGCCGGGCCCAUUGAGCCCCCUGUAUUUCGAGUCGACGACCUGGACGAGUUUCUCAAGGAGGCAUACCGCAUUCGCACACACAUCACCAAGCUGCACAGCGACCUCAAGUCCAUACGACGAAGCUAUCUCUCCACGGCCCAUGCUCCCCGACGGAAGCAAUAUGCGCGCUCUAGCGCCUCCCUCUCAGCAGAUAAGGAGACGAGGUACCUGAGCGAUGCAGAACGCACGGAGAUCGAUGCCCAGGCAAAGCAAUCUCUGCGCGACCUAAACUACGCCAUCAACACCCUCCGCGACGCAGAGCAGAUACGGCAGACGACAGAGUCGCAGGUUGCACUGAGGAAACGGGCCAAACAGGGCCUCGGCGCGUUGGGACGAUGGGCUGCUGGUGGGGCCAUUACGGCCAAGAGCGUGGAGGAGAGCGUUGAAGAGGCAAAGGCGAAUAACAUCAGGGCACACAGGGAGAGCAUUAUAUGGUCGUUGCAGAACCAACUCGAGGCAUGUGGGCGCUUUCAGAGCAAGAUGAUGGAAAUCAGGCUUUUGAGGGAGGUGGAGAAGAGCAAGAGCGUGCUGUACAAGACACGGGCCACGGGCCCGAGCAGCCAGGGCGAGGCGGAUGUGAAGGAAGUGGAGAAUCAGCUGGACCCCGAGCAACUACAGCUCUUUGCGCAGGAGAACCAGGACAUGUUGAAGCAGUACGAGGACCAGCUGGAUAAAGUUCGGGCCACGGAGAAGUCACUGACGGAGAUUUCGGAGCUGCAAUCGACGCUCGCCAACAACCUCAGCCUGCAGUCGGCGCACAUUGACCAGCUUGUGCAAGACUCGUUCCAGACGACGGAGAAUGUCGGGAGCGGGAACAAGGAGCUGAAGCGGGCGACGGAGCGAGGGAGCACAGCGCAAAAGGUGUUUUGGGCAACUUGUGCUUUUUGCGGAACGCUGGUGCUGUGGGAUCUGUUUGUCUGA